Messenger RNA from Fraxinus pennsylvanica, 939 nucleotides. NCBI's taxonomy places the organism in Eukaryota, Viridiplantae, Streptophyta, Magnoliopsida, Lamiales, Oleaceae. The record is from the annotation of a GenBank genome assembly.
AUGGCCGGAGUUGAACUAGAAAAUGGAAAACCUGUGCAAGAACUGGUAGAAAAUGGAAUUGAGUUUCCAAAUAAUUAUAUUUGGGAAAGUCCUAAUUUUGGAACCAUAGAUGCUUCUGUUCCCCUUGGAGACAUUCCAGUUAUUGAUAUUACUCAAUUGAAUGAUUCAGAUCAACUUCAAUCAGCACUUAGCUCCUGGGGAUGCUUUCAGGCUAUCAAUCAUGGAAUUGAAAAUUCCUUUCUGGAAGAAGUAUGUGAAGUUGCUAAACAAUUUUUUCAGCUUCCAAUGAUGGAGAAGGAAAAAUAUGCGAGACAGAAAGGUGACUUUGAUGGGUACGGCAAUGAUAUGAUUCUUUUCCACGAUCAAACGCUUGAUUGGAACGAUCGCUUGUACCUUUCACUCAUCCCACAGGAUGAGAAAAAACGACAGUUUUGGCCUCAAAAUCCACAAUCUUUUAGGACGAUAUUGAAUGAGUUAGCUACAAGGAUACAACAGACAGAAAAAAUGCUUCUGAAAUCCAUGGCAAGGUCACUGUGCUUAGAAGAGGACUGCUUUUUGAAGAAAUUUGGUGAGCGUAGAAUAAUUGGUGCAAGAUUCAACUAUUAUCCUCCAUGUCCAAGGCCCGAUCUUGCUCUCGGAAUCAAGCCACAUGCAGAUGGAUCCACAAUAACUUUUCUCCUGCAAGACAAUGAAGUCGAAGGUCUUCAAGUCAUGAAAGAUGAUAAGUGGUUUCGUGUUCCUAUAAUACCUUAUGCUUUUCUUGUUCUUGUCGGUGAUCAAAUGGAGAUAAUGACUAAUGGAAUUUUCAAGAGCCCAGUGCACACAGCACUGGCAAACUCCACCAAGGAAAGGCACACUAUGGCCAUAUUCUAUUCUCUUCUAGUUGUUAAUCUUUCCAUGACAAGCUCUAUCUUUCUACUCUUUCGGUUUGUUGUGUGA